CUCCAGUGAUAAUAGUUUUUAAAGUCAAUUCCAUCGGCAAUACUUUUCAAGACGUUUUGAUUCGACAAUUUAAGACUUCUUAUGGUUUGAUUUUUGUCAAAAUGAACAAAUUUUUUCCAUUCAAUAAAUUUGUCACUGGCUUUAACAUCAUCAAAGCCAACGGUGGACCAUUAAACGCCUUAAAAAAAUUAUUCAGACAAGAUGAAUUGAAAAUUGGUACAUUAGUCGGUACUGAUGAAAUGGGCAAUCGUUAUUAUGAAAACAAUAUGUAUUUUUAUGGACGUAAUCGUUGGGUAGAGUACAAUGACCAAGUUUAUUUGAAUUAUGAUGCAAGUCAAAUUCCUGCCGAAUGGUAUGGUUGGAUCCAUUACAAAACGGACCUUCUUCCAUAUAAUGAUCCAAACAGACCAAAGUACAAGUGGAUGGCCAAACAUACAGAAAACGAAACUGGUACAGAACGCCAAUAUGUACCUUACAGUACAAUGCCACCAAAAAUCCAAGCUUGGGUACCACCAAAUAAGAAUUAAAUUAUGUGGUACUAUUUAGUGUAAAUACAUAUUAAAAACAAAUUGUUAUUAAUUUCAUUUUUAAAUUAGUUAAACAAAUAUUGAAUUUCAAAUAAAUAUACCGUAAAUUUAUAUUAAUAAAUACAAUAGAUAUCACCUUUUUUGCUUAUACUAAAUCAUUUUAGUUUAAAAUAAUUUGAUUGUACCUAUAUUAUUCACAGAUAUACUAUGCAGCCAUAAAUGUUAAUUAUAAAAUGAAGAGUACCAUUUUUUACCAGUAAUUUUUAGAAAGCAUUAAAAAAAACAAUGUAAAGAAAUGUAA
Molecule: messenger RNA, 828 nt
Organism: Myzus persicae (green peach aphid)
Lineage: Eukaryota; Metazoa; Arthropoda; Insecta; Hemiptera; Aphididae
Gene: ND-B17.2
Product: probable NADH dehydrogenase [ubiquinone] 1 alpha subcomplex subunit 12
Exons: 4
Coding region: 102-527 (141 amino acids)
Biological process (GO): mitochondrial respiratory chain complex I assembly; response to oxidative stress
Cellular component (GO): membrane
Source: RefSeq, a predicted model, not a curated record